AUGGCGACAAAGGAAGUGUCCAGUUUUAAACCUGAAGCCUCAAACUUUAGCAGUGUCUUCUUCAAGACCAAUGACGCUAAUCUCGCCCACAUAGUUUCUUCAGGUGCGAAUUCGAAUGAGAUAAUAGGAAUCCAGAAUUUUCGUUUCCAACAACUAAGCCUUAGUUUUCGCCGGGAGUCCCGAGGAGUAGUGGCAUGUUCGAGAAGAUUCAAAAGCUCGAGGAUCGCGCGGGCAGGCUUUAGGAUGAGAUCGAGAAAGUCGACGCCUUCAAAUGAGAGCCAGAUCUGUGCUUUCUUCUACUUUGCGAUGGUUAGAUCCUUGCACUUUUACCAUUUAUGUUGUAAUUUUUGCAUCGUGUGGUUUGUUUUGCCGUAG
Messenger RNA from Striga asiatica, 375 nucleotides. NCBI's taxonomy places the organism in Eukaryota, Viridiplantae, Streptophyta, Magnoliopsida, Lamiales, Orobanchaceae. The record is from the annotation of a GenBank genome assembly.